Messenger RNA from Diabrotica virgifera virgifera (western corn rootworm), 12394 nucleotides. Its product is annotated as endonuclease/exonuclease/phosphatase family domain-containing protein 1-like. Lineage: Eukaryota; Metazoa; Arthropoda; Insecta; Coleoptera; Chrysomelidae. Bases 333 to 1976 code for a protein of 547 amino acids. The record is from RefSeq and is a predicted model, not a curated record. The transcript is spliced from 5 exons. Gene Ontology annotation, cellular component: plasma membrane.
AUAAAAUAAAUUAAAUGAAUUGAGUAUGAUAUGUCUAAAUUUACCUAUAUUGAUACGAACGGAAUAGUUUCUAUUUAUAGCUAAUGUCGGAAUUCGAAAGUAAUUUAUAAGGCCAGCAGAAUAAACGUUGAUCAAACGGUCAGUUGUACUUAAAACUUAAAUGAGCGUGACAUAUUCAAUUUUCACUGUUGCACCUUGUACUUUGAAUUUAAAUUUUUAUCGCAGUUUAUACAAUGAGAUAAUGGUUAUUGGUUCGUGUUGAAAUCGACAAUGGAUAGUAGUAGUGGUGAUUUAUCUUCCGUGAUAGAUAGUCGAUAUAUAGUAAAGUUCUAAUGGUGCAAAAUGCAAUAACAAUGGGACAAAAUUCCAGUUUACCGAAAGGUAGAAGGAAGUCCUUACGAUCAUUCAUCAAAAGAUCUGACUCGAAGGCCAAUUCCUUGAGCCACACUUUCACUUUAAACGAAAACGACGAUAGAGUAGACAAAUUAAACAUUAACAUUGCAAGCGAAGAAGAAUUAAUGACAUUAGAUGGAGUUAAUCGAGAAAUAGCCAAAAGUAUAGUAGACCAUAGGAGAGCCAUAGGUCGAUUUCGUAAAGUUGAGGACUUGGCAGUGGUCAGAGGCAUCGGUGCUGAUAAGUUACAGAAGUUGAGACCAGAAAUUUGUGUUUCGUCACGGAGAAGCCAAAGUUAUACUUCUUCUAGAGCUCAAAGUUAUGACAGUUUGAGAAGUUCGGAAUCUAGACUGACUCUGAAGUCUAAUAAGCUUGUUAAUGUUAAUAAAGCUAGUGUUUUUGAGUUUCAAAAUGUUAUUGGGGUGACACAGGAGAUUGCAGCCGCUAUUGUGCAUUACAGAAACAAGAAGGGGGCCUUCAAACAUGUAGACGAUCUUAUAAAAGUGAAGUGCUUAGACAACUUACGACUAGCCACCAUCGGCAGAUACCUGACAACAGAAGACGAUGACGAAGUGUUCGAGAUCGACGAGAACCGGCCCAGCAUCCUCACCAACGGCUACACCAUGCCCAAUCAGUCCAACAACAAACCCAACGGAAUGCCUCAAAGACUGGCCAUCAGGAACGGACUGAGCACGUCCAGCGCCAUAGAUAUCUUCGAAUUGCUGUCGGCGUACUCGCCCAGGCCGGUCGUGAGGGAAGUUUUUAACUUCACGAGAAACGACGAACCAGCCGUGAGGGUGGCGUCUUGGAACCUGCACGAACUCGCCUACGAGAAAGCCGGGAAUCUGGGUGUCAAGGAGGUCAUUUGUAGGACGAUUCUAGAGAAUGGGUUUUCCAUCAUAGCUGUUCAAGACAUACAGAACGUAAUAGCUCUGAGAAUCAUCUGUGACGAACUAAACAAUCCCAAACUGCAAAGAGUGAAAGAGUGGAGUAAAAAUAACCAUCACAACUGGAAUUUCUGCAUGUUAGAUGUUCACAAUUCGAAAUUGGGAUUUAUUUAUGAUUCAGAUGGAGGUGUUCCUGUCGACUUGAUAUCUUUAAGUGAAGGACCUACGGAUACGAAGAGCGAAUGUGAGGCUUUGGUGGCUUCGUUUAGAGUGGGCAACAUAAAUAUGCAAUUGGUCAAUUUGAUGUUACACAAAGGCACAAACAUCGAAUUGCUGAACCAGAAAUUCAAGGAAUUGACCACCGAGAGCGAUCUGCUUAUGGUUUUCAUCGACUUUACUGACGUAAGAAUGUUGACAGAUGACCACUUCAACAUCGGCAACCUGAAGCCGGUAUUUUCGCAAAACACGAACACCACUUUCGUGCAGCAUCCUACGGCCGAGGCCAGAUCGCACACCACCAACCUUCUGUACAACACCAAACUGCAGAAACAUCUUACCGGGACGAACGGCAUCGUCAAACAGGGUCUCAUCCACCUCGCCAUUCCGAACGGUUGGUCCUGGGGAGGGCCUGCGAGCCCCUACUGUCCCGUCUAUGCGGAAUUGUUCACCAAUUCCACCUCAGACGUCGCCUUGUGAUAUUUAGUUUUAUUUAGUUUGAUUUUAGCCUUAAUUGAUCACAUCUAAGUGAUGGAGAUUUGUGUACGAUGGGCUUGCUGUUAGAAAAUUCGUACUGAUUUUAGAAGUUAACAGAUUUUAUUGUUAUUUUAACCGUGAUUAAUUUAAUUUUUAUCGUUAUUGGCUCCAGUGGCGUAGAUUAAAGAAAUAUAUCAUUGCAACAGUAAUUAAUGUUGUUCUGAAGCUAUUUUCUUGUGGAAUUUUUGUAAUCAACUAUUCUAAAUGAGAAAUAAGCCAUAAUUAACUAAAAAAAUGAUUUUAUUAACUGUUCGACAUCCACACGGAUGCCGUUGUCAAAAUACAAAAUAUUAAUAUUUUAUUAAUAUUAAUAUUUUGUAUUUUGACAACGGCAUGCGAUGUUAAUAAAAUCAUUUUUUUAGUUAAUUGUGGCUUAUUUCACAUUUAGAAUAGUUGAGCAGUAAUUAAAUAGAAAAAAAUCAAAUUUUUAAGUAUAUUUGGAAUCAAAAUUCUACAGUCUGAGGGCGCAAAGGGGGGUUGUAUGGCCGAUUGAGGUCCCUGAGAUUUUAUAACUGAUUUUUAUAUAUAGUGUGUCAAUUUGAAAAGUUGCCACCCCUAUAAUCUGGUUCCUAUAGAAAAUCUAAAAAUAUACAAAAACACGUCAAAUUUAUUUGUGAGGGGGACGUUUUGUAGACCAGUUUUCAACUAAAUUACAUUAACUCUCUAACGGGGGCGAACACAAUCCCCAAAAUCUUUAAUGGAAAGGGGGGUUGAGUGAUACCUCAUUUUAAAGAUCGUUCGAUUACCUUUUCAAAAAUACCACACACAUUAUAUUUAUUUUCAGUACUUUUGGAAAAAUCAAGUGAAACCAUACAGAUAUUAAGUAUCGAAUUCAGAACUCCAAAACUUUUUUUGGAGUAUUGAACUCCAAAUUGAAUUUUUUUGGGUAUUGGAGUACUUAGGAUUAUUUUUUUGGAGUAUUUUUGGAAAAAUCAAGUAAAACCGUAAAGGUAUUAAGUAUCGAGUUCAGAACUCCAAAUUUUUUUUAGAGUAUUGAAUCCAAGAUUUUUCCAAAAGUACUGAAAAGAAAUAUAAGGUAUGUGGUAUUUUUGAUAAGGUAAUUGAAUGACCUUUAAAAUAAGGUAUGACUCAACCUCCUUUCCAUUAAAGAUUUUGGGGGUAGUGUCCGCCCCCGCUAGAGGGUUAAUGUAAUUUAGUUGAAAACUGGUCUACAAAAUGUCCCCCUAGAUUUUCCUAUUUUUAGAUUUUCUAUAGGCACCAAAUUAUAGAGGGUGGCAACUUUUCAAAUUGACACACUGUAUUUUGACCGGCUGAAUCCGAAUAUUUAACAUAAUAAUCCGAAUUUUUGGGUAAGAAUUUGUUAUUAAAAAUUAAUUUUUUUUAAUCGGUCCAUUAGAAGCCGAAAUAUUGCAAAUUUAUUAUUACAAAAUAACAAAUUAUCAAUUAUAUCAGAAAUUGUUGCAUAUAACUUUGCUUUUGUUCAAUUUAAAAAAAAUUAAAGUACUUACCUCGUUUUAAAGCUAUGAUUUAAAGCUAUGAUAAAGCUUUAAAAUGAAUUUUGGAAAAUUAAAUUUUAUCCAUUUUUUGGAUGAAAUUUAAUUUUUUUUAAAUCUUUAAAACAAUCGAAUUUGUUUUUACCGAUUUUUCGAUGGUAUGAGAUCAAAAAAUUUUGGAUCAUGUUAAUGAGGACUAUAGCAGAAUGGAAAACGAACAUUUUGAGCUUUAAUAUACAGUGAGGACGUUUGAGUUGAAAUAAAUUCAUCUCGAGAAUGAGCGAAUUGGGAGAGAAAUCCUGAGACAGGUCGAUUUUUAUUUUUAAAUUAUGACUUUUUGGCAUAUAUAUCAUACUAGUUACGUCAUCCAUUUGAGCGUGAUGACGUAAUCGAUGAUUUUUUUUAAAUGAGAGUGGGGGUCAUGUGAUAGCUCAUUUGAAAGGUUAUUUAAUUCUCUAUUCAGUAAUAUACACGUUAACAUAAUUAUUUAUACAGGGUGUCCAAAAAAAUUAAUUUUGAAUUAAAUUAAUUGCGACAAAAAGAAGAAUGUAUGUAAUUUAUUUAAUUCAAAAUACAUUUUAGUGCUGUCAGAAAACAGAAAGAAAUGUUUUAUUGACAAAAAAUAUUGUUUUCGCUUAAACUCAAUGUUAAAGCUGCAACCCACUUGUCUCUUAGCAGUUUGAACAUUGAAUUUAAGCGAAAAGCAGCGUUUUUUGUGAAAUAAACGUUUUUAUCUGUUUUCUGACAGCAGUAAAAUGUAUUUUGAAAUAAAUAAAUUGCUUACAUUCUUCUUUUUGUGUCAAUUAAUUUAAUCAAAAAAAAAUUUUUGCCACCCUGUAUAAAUAAUUAGGUUAUUGUUUAUAUUACUGAAUAGAGAAUUUAAUAACCUUUCAAAUGAGCUAGCACACGACCCCUGCUCUCAUUUAAAAAAAUCAUCGAUUACGUCAUCACGCCCGUAUGGAUGACGUCACUAGUAUGAUAUAUAGGUACGCCAAAAAGUCAUAAUUUAAAAAUAAAAAUUGACCUGUCUCAGCAUUUUUUUUAAAUUCGCCCAUUCUCGAGAUAAUGAAUUUAUUCCAACUCAAACGUCCUCACUGUAUAAUAUUAAUGUCUCCACAAAAAACUGAACUAACUUAACUAAUAUCUUCUGCGUGUCUCGUAAACCUCCAAUUGCUCUUUAUUGUUUCUAGAAUAAUAAUUUUUUAUUUCAUUUAUUUAUCAUUUAAUAAACACCGAACAUAAACAAAUUCGAUUAUAUUUUUACACCAAAAUUGUAUACUUUAAACUUAUGUAACUUCGUCAAAAAUUGAUAAAAUUUAAUCUUUCAAAAGUUAUUUUAAAGCUUAUAAUCGUAGCUUUAAAAUGCGGUGCUGUAAAUCUUUUUACGUUAAGAGGCUACAAUAGAGCGUCAUCAAAAACGGAAAACGCGGUCCAAGAUUGCGGCUUUAAUUUUGAAUAUUUUGUCGAGAUAUUUGGCACACAUGGUAAUAUAGUAAAGAAUGGCGGUACAUAGCCCAAUUUGAGAAAUAUGUUAGAAUGUGGAAAUUACUCUAUAUAUUAAAAAGAGCCUGUACUGCCAUUAAGAAGGACAAAAAAAUACACUUUCUUCAAAUAAACUUUUUCAUCCCAUGCCUAGAUUUUGUGUCACAUUGAAACUACUAAUUUUUUUUUAUCUCUAACAAGAAAUCGAACAAAUAACUAAUAUUUAAACAAAAUUUACUCUGUGUGGAGUAUGAAGGGAACCAUUCUCGUUGGAACUUUACCGCGCUGAGCAGAUGGGACGUGAAUUGUAAAUUGUAGAAUUCCCUCAUCUUCCUUAGUCUCAGCAUCCGUAUGGCUUGCCAAUUGUAAAAGCCUCGGAGGUGUAACCAGAGAAGGUUCCCAUUGUCCCAUUGUUUUCAUUCUGGUGGGGUGUAGAAUAGCAUUAUGUUGUUUUAUAUGCCAUUAGAGUGAAAACUUAGUCUUUUUGCUAGCAGUUGCCGCUAGGGCAUCUAUGCCAUUUCGUUCGUUGCAAUCCGGGACUGCACGCUGGGGUUUGUUUUGGUUGGAUCAGGGAAAGCAGCAUAUGUGCCUCCUGAUGAGAGACUAAUAAGUUUCGAAACCGGUAGGGGUGCUUGCGGUACUCUCUGAUUGGACUAGAAUAUGGUUCGGCUGUGUUUUCGUUUUGCAACGAAAUUUUUUUUUUUUUUUUUGUAAGCAUUUAUUAGCAAUCAGAAUUACAUAUUCUAUAAGCUAAUUUGAUAACAAGUACAAUAACAUAUAUCAAUGUAUUAUUGUACACUAAAAUGGCGUUAUGAGGUACAUCACCCAGCGGUUUCACCUCAGUUUCAGCGAAGAUCUAUGGGCCAUAAUCUUCGCAAUCUUCUGUUGUUUAGUGGCUGCAGUAAUGGUAAUAUUAAUUGGUUGGGGUGGUCUUCCAAUUUCUCGUGAUGUCUGUUGGCUCUUUCUUGAAUUACUGUGCUGACUAACGGGAUGUUUAGGUCUGUAUGAAGGGUUUGGUUGGAAAUGUACCACGGGGCAUUUGCGAUGGUGCGUAGAAUUUUUGAUUGAGUUCUUUGGAUAAUUUUUGUGUUUGAUUUGCUGGCACAACUCCAUAGUUCUACACCGUACGUCCAUAUAGGUUUUAUAAAUCAGCAGUUUGUUCUCAAUUGAGAGUCGAGAUUUUCUACCUAUAAGCCAAUUAAUUUCUUUCACUCUCAACUCAAUUUGUUUCUUCUUCUUUAAAAUGUGUUGUUUCCAGUUUAAUUUAGAAUCAAGAUGAAGCCCCAGGUAUUUGACGAUGUUCUGUUGUGGUAUGUUGACUUGAUUAAGGCUAAUAUUUGGGCAUUGGUCUUUCCUUAGUGUGAAAGUUAUAUGUGUUGACUUAGUUUCGUUAGCUUUUAUCUUCCAUUUCUUUAACCACUGUCCAAUUUGGUCUAGGUGUUCUUGAAGUUUUAAUACUGCAGCUCUUGGAUCCUCUUCAGUUGCAAAUAUUGCUGUGUCAUCAGCGAAAGUUCCAAUGGUGGUUUGUGGAGAGGUUGGUAAAUCGGAUGUGUACAGUACAUAAAGAAGUGGACCCAAUAUACUACCUUGUGGGACUCCUGAUUGAAUUUUGUUACGGUUUGAUAGUUCAUCCUCCACUUUAGUUUCAAAUUCUCUGUGAUUUAGAUAUGAUUUUAAUAAGUCAAAGUAUUUGUUGGGUAGGGAUUUUUUGAUUUUAUAAAGUAAUCCUGGGUGCCAUACCUUAUCAAAUUGAAAUUGAAAAUGGUUAUUCAUUUUUAAAUAACUAAUAACUGAUUAGGCAACAUACAGAAAUAGUCACUGUCAUUUUGACAAACCUGCGCUAGAUUUCUAAGUGUAAUAGCCGUUGUAUUUUGGUUUAUUUUUAUAAAUAUUUAUUUAAUUAUAAUAAAAUUGUUUUCUAUUACUUCCAUUUAGCGCAACUAUGAGUAUAAUGUCACAAUAUUCAAGUUAUGUCAAAUAAUCCCGACGCACUGUUGCCGAAGUUUCGCAGAACUUUCGAAAAAAGGUGUGCUACUAUCUCCCGAAGUUAUAUUGAUGGCGCGCUACUGUUGGCUCUUAAGCAAAAGCGAAGUUAUAAGCAACAAUUUCUGAAAUAGUCGAUAAUUUGUUAUUUUUUAAUAAUAAAUUAGCAAUAUCUUAGCUCUUAAUGGACCGAUUUUAAUUUUUCAAAGUUUGGUUGGUUUGUUUAUUUAAAAUAAUCAAAAUAUGAUUUGAAAAAAGGGUAUAUUUUUAUUAGUUUAUUAGUUAUAAGCAUUUAAACAAUUAAAUUGUUAAUAACAAAUUCCUGCCCAAAAAUUAGGAUUAUCAUGUUGAAGAUUCGGUUUCAGCAGGUCAAAAUAUACAAAAAUCAGUUGUAAAAUCUCAUGGACCCAGAGGUGUAACCAGGAUGAUCCUAAGGGACAUCUACUUGAAGGUCUCUGGGGAGUAUGGAAUAAUAAUGGUGUUAAGCGUAUAGAGCUCAAAGUACAUCCAAAAGGGGGAGUUAUAACCCCCAAAACCACCCCCUGGUUAUGCCUAUGCAUGGACCUCAAUCUACCACGAAAGCCCCUUUGCCCGUAGACUACUACUAAUCUAUUUUGUAGACUUUCUCUCAUUGUAGACUUUAUUAUUUAUUUAUAACCUAAAUUUAUCUAUUUUAUAACCGUUUUUGUCGAUAAAAGAUUCAUAUGACCAUUUACAAACUUUUUUUUCUGUUGAAACCAGUUUAAACAAAAAUUCCAGUGGCUUACUAAUUCUAACAGCAUUCUCAUUUUAUACUCAAUAUAGUUAAUGUAAAAACUAUUGGUGCGGCACUGUGAUAUGUAUUAUUGCAGGGUAAUGUGAGAGGUUUUACCGAAUGUCGGGAGUUAUUUUAAGAUAUUUAUUACUACACGCUCAUCACGGCUUUUGGGACCCAUACGAACUUGUAUUUUAUGGUAAAUAUGCUAAAAAGUCUUUAAAAUAGAGGGUGUAACAAAAAGGUCGGCCAUAAAUUAAAUCACAUAUUCUGGGACCAAAAAUAGUUCGAUUGAACCUAACUUAUCUUAGUACAAAUAUCCACAUAAAAAUAGUUACAGCCAUUUGAAGAUACAAAAGGGAAAUAGUUAAAAACACAAUGUUUUUAAAAAAACUUUUUUGCCUCUUAGUACUUUUUCGAUAAGCCAGUUUUUAUCGAAAUAUUUUGAACGUUUUGUAAAAUUUACCACAUAUUUGCAUGCAGUUAAGUAAGAUUAUAGAGACCUGGUAAUACUAUUAUGAAAAUAAUAUUCUAUAAUCUUACUUAACCAUUUACAAAUAUGUGGUGGAUUUUACAAAUGUUCAAAAUAUCUCGAUAAAAACUGGCUUAUCGAGAAAGUACUAAGAGGCAAAACAGUUUUAAAAACAUUUUGUUUAACUAACGGUACCACAAUAAUAAUGAAAUUGGAACGUACAUAAAAAUUUGGGGGGUUUAAGGGAACAAAACCCCCAUAAAAUUUUUUUGGGUUCAUAAAUUUCACUGUUAUUUUUUUAAGAUGUUCUUGCCAUAAGAAUGCCACAUGUAUUUUUUCAAUAAAAAAUCUCUAAUAGUUUUCGAUAUAUUGGAAAAAUAGAUUUUCAAUUUGUAACUUCAAAAAGCUGCUUUUUUUAUGAGCACAUUUGUACUAAGGUAAGUUAGGUUCAACCCUGUAUAUUAUGAAACAAGUUUAUCGAAAAUAGGGCUGUUUCGUCGCCGAUGAAAGUCCACAGAGUUUCAUAUUUUGACCGGCCGGCGUAGCUCGGGCGGUAGUGUGCUUGAGUCGAGUGCUGGUAAGCCGGGGUUCAAAUCCUAGCGCCGGCAAGAACAACUAGACAUUUUAAAAAUGUCUUUAAGCCCCAUAUCGAGUCAGCCUGAAUAAAAUGAGUAACUUAGGUAAAACCAGGCGUAAUAAUAGGCGGUUGAAGCGUAGCACUGGCCCUGUUACCUUCCUUUUAUACCGUAGGCCCUAGAUAUAGCCGACUACCCUGCUAUAAUCCCAAAACCACGAAAGCAGUAUAAAACGGGAGACUAUUAUAUAUUUUGAGCCGCUGAAUUAUAAUUUUAAACUUGCCUACAACGCAUAUGCGCAUUUUAUCAAUGAAAUUCGAUAUUUUUGAGACAUUCCAGGUGCCGCUACAGAUAAAAUGUUUUAACAACCCAUUAAUCAUUCAGAAUUAGUCGACGGAUAUUAGUACAGUUAAAAUAAUUAAGACGAUAACUGGACGAUAAUGAUUUAAUGAUUGAAAUUUAAAGUUUUAUCUACUUUAAUGACAAAAAAAGCAAGCUCAUUAAUAGAACCCAAUUAAAAAUUAUUUUGCACAUCAUAUUUGAAACAUUAUUUGGUUGAAAAAUCUCAUUUUUUGCAAAAAAAUAUAUUAAUUUGUCUGGACUAAAUUACAGUUCUGUUUAUCUUAAAAGGGAUAUGUUACUAUCAACAUUCACAUAGUGUUGCCAAACUGAAAUUUGGUAAUUUUGAGUCUUCGAAUUCUGUAAUUAAUCUUUGUAGGUCAUCUUCAUUUUUCCCCAUUCUAUAUCAUCUUCUUUUUUAACUUUCUUUAUGAUUUCAUCCAUUAUCAGAUUAAAUAUGAAUGGGCUCAGCGAAUCUUCUUGUCUAAUGCCAGUUUCAUACUUGAUAGGUUGCGAUAGUUUUCCUUUACAUCUUACCAUAGUUAUGAUAUCUUUUUAUAUAUUCUCAAUGGUUUUUAUUAAAUCCAGUGAUAUUCCUAUAGCGAUACGCUUCAUUAAUUAUUUUUUUAAUUGGUAAUUUUCAAUAUUAACUUUCUUUUCUAAACGAAAAUAAUAUGGGUCAUUUAAAAUUCACAUGUGUUUCGUUCCUAAAAUACAAAACCAGAUUGUAUAACAUUAAUGUCUUUUUCAGGGAAACACAAAUUGCCAGAUUGGCCACGCUCUUUAUGUCAACUUGAAAUGAGCUUUUAAAACGCCAGAUUUAGUAAUUUAUCGCCUUUUCUGUCCACAUGGUAGAACCGCAUACAUGAUGACAUAAUAGCAUUUGUGGUCUCGGCCAGUAUCGUAACGGUGAGCACGCAGCACAGUCACACCCUCGCUAAAAUAACAAACCCUUACGAGAUAUAAACGAAGCACGUUUGUUUAGUCAAAAUAAAUAAAUAUAUUACUGUUCGUUGUUUUUACACUUAUUUUAAUUUAAGUUCAUUGAUUCCGUCAACACACCAACGGAGCAUUCCUUUUUCAUAUAAUAAAUAAUGUAUCGCGUCCCGAAUUCUCACUCUAUCAAACGCUUUCUUCAUUUCUUCAGAUCUAUUAGGCACAUAUAUGCAGGUUUUUUUAAGGAACAAAUUGACCAAAAGACGCAAAAGCAAGUUUGAAAUUAGAAUUCAGCGGGUCAAAAUACAUUAGAAUGCACUCUGAAACUCCAUGGACUUUGAUCGGCCACAAAACAGUCCUGGACUAACGAUAUUUACUGUUAGAAGUAGUCUGUUUUAAUUUAAUUGUUUGUUAUGAUUUCAUACUUAAAUGUGACCGUUAAUUACUAAUAGUACAUAAUUGCUGACUCCGUUGUUUUCAAAACGAGUGGCCUACAUUGCAGAAGCAAUGUCACCCAUUUACGUAAUGUAAACAGUAUAUGUAAAUAAUAUUUGUUUGAGACUUUCAAAAAUUAAAUUGAUAUGGAUGACUCUUAUUUUUUUAUGCUAAUAUAAAUCCUGUACAACCUGACAAGUGACAGUCGACAAAAAUAGUCAUCGUUUCAUAUUGGUUGACAUUUAUGGGUCCUAAAUGUCUUGAACAGCAUAUUCAACACUAUGCAUGUACUAUUUAGAGCACUGAUGUUUGUAUAUAUCGUUUAGGAAAUUUGUUUAUAAAGAAAAUGUGAACUAGAUUAAUUUUUCGGCUAGAAAAACAGAUGUUUGAGCCGGGAUUGUUGAAAUUGUUAAUUUUUGAGUCCCAAAGAUAUACCCAGAGAUAAAAUAAUAUUUAUAAUGAACAAAUUUCGACAUUUGUAUGCCAGGAUUCUUUUAGGUGAACAAAAUUUGACUGCAGGUACAGUUCUGUCCAUAGCUUCAUUUCUUUUUAAGCUUCCUUCUACUAAAAGUGUACAAAUGGUAGAUCUUUACUUGAUAUGUACUAACGAAUUGAACUAUAUAUCUCUAUAAUAUCUAUUUUUUCAUAACUCGAAAGAUUCUAUCAACAAAAAUGUACAAAAACCAUUGAUUGUAGUACCUGUUUGAAGAAUUAUAAUAUAUAUUUAUUUAAAAGAUUAUUUUAAAAAUGUUAAAACUGGAUUAAAACAGUUCGAAGUUUUAGAUCCGAGGAACUAAAGACUUCUACUGGAACCAAGUUCUGGUAAACAACCCAAAACGAUGAACUAGAAGAAGACUAGGGGGAAUCUAAAAUUGCAUUCCACGACCUGUCUAUUCAUCUAGGUAAAAAUUUCAACGAAUCUAGGUUCCCUGUACUCAGAUAGUAAUAAAACUAAUAGUCCUUGGGUCCACAUAUAAAAUUAUUAUUUAUGACCACACCGUCGAAACUUUUUGUACUUGUUAUUUGGGCGGAGUCGGACAAAUUUUGAGCUUGGCGCAUUAUGGUAGUGGGGCGUUUGUCUCUCAAGCUGUCACGAAGUUGUCAAUUUUAUGCAAGAAAAAAAUGUAUAACCGCAUUGUUCACUUUAUUGUAAUCAAUGGUUUUUAUCAUAUAAACAGCGAAAACAAUUUUGUCGGACAAAAAUAUUGGGCCAUAUGACACGUCGGACACGCUAUAUAUGUGAAAUUUAUGAAAAUAAUAAAUUUAUUACCACAUGGCUAAUUUUAACAAAAUCUACCAUAAAACCUUUUUACAAUAAUGUGGUAACCUUGUCGGACAAUUUUCACGGGGCUUAUGCGCAUUUUUCCGACAAAAAUAGGAGGUUAUAAGUAAUUAUAUUCUAAAUAAAAAAAUCUAAGUACGACAAAAAUAUUGGGGCAAAUCGACAGUCGGACAAAAAAUUUAAUUUUUAUUAGUAAAAUAUACUUUUAAACUAUGUGCAUCCCUUAUCUUCACAACCAUUUUUCCGACAAAAGUAGUAGGUUACAAGUAAUUAUAUUCUUAAACAAAAAAUGUAAUUAUCUGACAAAAAUGUUAUGGCAAACGAACAGAAAACUUAAUUCUUUUAGGUUAUCAACGUCCUUAAGAGGAGGCAUUGUCAAAAAAAUUUUAAAACAGUUUUUCUCGGUUACUUUUGAAUCAAUUUAGCUGAAAAUUGGUACACAACAUAGAGUUGUACCCAAAAUUUUCCGACAAGAGGGAUAAUUUUGGAAAAAUUUUGAUCUGAAAAUUUGUGUACAUACUCCUUGAACAAUGACAAACAUCUUUCUGUAGUUUUUUGUCUCGAAUUUUCAAAAAAAAAAUCCGACGAGGGAAAAUUUCGGAAAAUUUUUUGUCCCAUUAUUUUUGUCCGACAAGUGAUCCAAUAUGCA